Salvelinus sp. IW2-2015 is the source of this 2175-nucleotide messenger RNA. RefSeq names its product DALR anticodon-binding domain-containing protein 3-like. The record is from RefSeq and is a predicted model, not a curated record. Gene Ontology annotation, molecular function: tRNA binding; arginine-tRNA ligase activity; ATP binding. NCBI's taxonomy places the organism in Eukaryota, Metazoa, Chordata, Actinopteri, Salmoniformes, Salmonidae. Gene Ontology annotation, biological process: arginyl-tRNA aminoacylation; tRNA C3-cytosine methylation.
CAGAAUGAAUCCAGAGACCAUGACAUUAUUGAAAAAGUAGGAGAAGCCAUAUAAUAAACUGUCAUUCUAACAUCUACGACAUGUCUACCACUUAAUGUUUGCAGAAAGUUAAUUUAAGUUUCAUACGUUGUGCUGAACAGGCAACCAUGCCACACAUAACAUGGCCCUGAACUCGCGCUUUUGCUUCACAAAUAAACGGGAUUCGGGAAACAACAUUUGCACUCUACAGUUCCGCAUUGUGAUUAUUAUGCAGUCAUUUACAGCCAAUGCGACAUCGAUAGACUAACUGGAUCAAGUGAACGCAUGUUUUUAUUUGAAAAACUAGCUGUCAUAAAGCAGAAAUUACUACGAUACCGUAUAGCUCAGCUGAAGUGAUGACCAGGUAGUGAGUUAGUGAUGGAGAACAUUGAGGAGACGCCAUUUCGGAUCACCCAUACCGUCCAAGCUCUGGGCUCCGCACUACGGGGAGAGCCUGAAAAUGUUUCUGAUGCAAAUGGUCUGGGUAGCGGGGACAGAAUCUCGAGUGAGCCGGAGAAGCUUUGGUUCAAAGAAAGCAGCGCUAAGAAUCUCCGAAACAGGGACUUCUUGUCACCCACCACGGUGCUGAAUACGCUUUAUGCAGACGGACAGAGUGGCGUCCCUGAGAGGGACAGGGGUUCUCCCUGUGGCUGGGGGGAACUCAUGGGAGAGGGGCUGAGGGUGCGGUCGACCGGACUGCUGGCGUUUCAGAAGGUCCUGAGUGACGCGUCGGUAUACCUGAAGCCUCCUUGCCAGAGACAGAGGUGUGUGAUGCUCAACUGCCCCGCCCUGCACCCCAAACCAAAUUUACCCUCCCCUGACACCCUCACGCUGGGGCAACUACGCACUGUGCUGCUGACUGACCACUUAGGGGCGCUACUGAGGAGACGGGGGUUUAUUGUGUCCUGCUGCCCUGUGCUUCCAGAGGAAAGUGACAUUGUCUUCCUCCGAUUGCUUGGCAUCGAUUGGCCCACAGUGCCCAUCAGCUGGACCAAUGACGAGAGGGAGGAGAACAUUUUGGGGGCUUUACAGAAUUCCCCUUACAGAGAAAGAGAGGAGACAGAUGGAGGAAGAAGAGAGAGUGAAGGAAAGAAUAUGGAUGGAGAUAAAGAGGAGAUGCUCAGGGUGAACUUGAAGAGGGUGUUUCAGGAGGAGCAGCUGCCAGGGUAUGACCUCAGCCUGGGCACCUGUACAGUGCAAAGGGACAGUGUGUCUCAUCUGGCUCAACUGGACAGGGCUACUGCAGGCUGCACUGUAUCCACGGCAACCGCAGUACAUGUCACUUCCUGUCAGUAUGAGUUCCGUCAGCAGCAGAUAGCAAUGCUGUGGAGAUCAAGUGGUGCAACAGUGACACAGAGGCAUCUUGUUUGUGGACCAAUGAAGACACCUGGAACUCACCUCAGUGCUGCCCAGUACCUUCAAUGGAGGCGAAGAGUGCAGAUGGAGGCCUCAGAGAUUAAGUAUGGAGAACAAGUCGAAGACCAAACUUGGGAUGACAUCAUCAAGGUCAUGACCUCAGCCACAGUGAGGUUUGAGCUGCUCUCAACAGUCCAUACGAGCCCGGUCACUCUGGAUGUGCAGAGGGAAGGCAGCGUGUCCACCAAGGGCCCCAGAGGCGGAGUCUUCGUCAUGUACAACUGUGCUCGGCUGCACACCCUAUUUGACAGCUACGAGCGAGGUGUGGGGAAAGGACUUUACCCUGAAAUCCCAGAGGACUCCCAGUUGGACUUCUCAGCUCUAAAAGAAGWGGGGGAGUGGCUUCUUCUGUUCGAUUACCUCAUUCCAUUUUCAGAGCUUCUCGACCAAACAGGACAGACGUUGGGGUGUGAUGGAGGGGCCAGAGUGAACCUGAAGACUGAACAGAUCUGCAAGUUCCUGGUGUCCCUCAGUAAGGAUUUUAGCUCCUAUUACAACAGAGUCCACGUCCUUGGGGAGCCGUUGCCUCACCUCUUCAAUCAGAUGUUUUGUCGGCUGCAGUUGUUGAGAGCACUAAGAGAGCUCUACCAUAGCGCACUAGACACUCUUCACCUUCCUCCCAUUCCACAGCUAUAGCCCCAAAUACCCCAACGAAAGCCAGAAUUAUAGCCCCAAGAACUGACCCAAAUUCCCCAACUAUAGCCYCAUGAACUGCCCAAAUAUAAGGCCCAUUAACAGACA